Molecule: messenger RNA, 2544 nt
Organism: Zerene cesonia (dogface butterfly)
Lineage: Eukaryota; Metazoa; Arthropoda; Insecta; Lepidoptera; Pieridae
Gene: PIG-B
Product: GPI mannosyltransferase 3
Exons: 9
Biological process (GO): GPI anchor biosynthetic process
Cellular component (GO): endoplasmic reticulum membrane
Molecular function (GO): alpha-1,2-mannosyltransferase activity
Source: RefSeq, a predicted model, not a curated record
GCGGGAGAAUGGCUUUGGCAAAGGGCCUGAGGCCGCUCCAGGUCUUCUUCAUGAUAUUAACAGUGAGGUUAGCGUCGAUAUUUCUGGUACAGACUUGGUUUGUUCCUGACGAAUAUUGGCAGACAUUGGAAGUGGCCCACAAUCAUGUUUUUGGCUAUGGAGCAUUGACUUGGGAAUGGAAAAAGGGAAUUCGAAGUUUCCUUUACCCGGGCAUUGUAUCUGCAAUCUAUGCCAUACUGAAAUUCACCAGUCUUGAUUACCCUGAAGCUCUGAUUUUACUUCCACGCAUCUUUCAAGCUACACUGAGUGCGGUGGCUGACUACAGAUUUUAUAAAUGGUCAGGAAGUAGGAAAUGGGCUCUUUUCCUUAUCUUAACUUCAUGGUUUUGGUUCUACACAGCUAGUAGAACAUUGCUACAGACAGUGGAAACAGUCCUAGUGACUAUUGCCUUGUCUGUGUUCCCAUUCAAAGCAGGAAAACAGGGAUAUUACGAUAAAGAGGAUAACAGGUGGGUGUGGCUAGGAGUUAUAUCGGUGUUUAUUCGCCCCACCUCAGCUCCAAUAUGGCUUGUUCUUGGAUUAUAUAACCUUUUCACAACAAACCAAGGAAAAUGGCUGAUUUUACAGAAAUAUUUGCCAAUCAGUAUCAUAGGUGGAGGAAGUCUUGUAGCAUUGGACUCUUACUUCUAUGGGGAGCUGAUUGUAACUCCUUGGGAAUUCUUUAGAUACAAUGUACUGUAUGAUGUUUCAUCUUACUAUGGAACCCAUCCAUGGUACUGGUACAUAACAGAGGGUCUGCCUGUCAUUCUCGGAGUCAGUCUGCCUCUUGUGCUGUGGGGAAUCUACACAGUUCUCCGCAGACCCAAACAAAAUAAAAUUGGAGUUGUACUGCUGAUUGCAGUGGCACUGCACAUAGCAGUACAUAGCUACAUCCCACACAAGGAGGUGCGCUUUGUGCUGCCGCUCAUACCAAUACUGCUCUAUAUCGCGCAAGAUGUUGUGGUGCCUUGGAGUCGGAAGGCCAAGAACUGGCAGCUGUACGCGCUGGCGGGGCUGCUGGUAGCGGGCAACGCGCUGCCCAGCGGCUACUUCGGGCUGGUGCACCAGAGCGCGCCGCUGCCCGCCAUGGCGCUGCUGCGGGACGUCAUCCCGCACAACCAAAUAUAACGUAUCGAAUAUCUCGACAGCCACCUGCACAUAAACAUAACGGCCCGCUUCCUGGACUGCUCGCCGCCGCCCACGGGGCUGGCGUGCGAGUCGGACGCGUUCUACACCAACCCGGCGCAGUGGUGGCGGCGCGAGUACGCCGCGCGGCAGCCGCCCGACUUCGUGCUGCUGUUCGACGUGCUGCGCGGCCGCGUCGAGGCGCUGCUGCGCGGCUACCAGCUCGUGUACCAGGUGCCGCAUUCGCAGUUCCCCGAUGGCGAGGUGGGCAAGAGCAUCCUGAUAAUGGAGCGCGACACGCGGCGCGCGGUGGGCGCGGAGGACGUAUAACACAUGCUGUUCCUGGCGGCCUGCGACGCCGUCGUGCUGUACUGCUACACCAACUACGUGUGGUCCUUCCGCCCGCAGCACGCGCCCCCGCCGCACAACGCGCACCACCUGCACAACCACCACCCGCUGCAGUAGGUGUUGCCGGCUGCCGGCUGCCGGCUGCGAAACGAACUGCCAUCCAAGCUGCCCUAGCUGCUAUAUGCAAGGAACUGACAGGAACUGACGUAGGACUGCUAAAAUCUGCUGGAAGGCACUGGGUCUAGUUGACACCUAGUGCUGUGCUGCUGAAACGCAGUCCAUUGGAAACUAUUCCCGCUAAAAUGCUUUAUUCUGGGAAGUGGCACUCGGAAUGAUUCGGGUAGUGUUGCAAUGUGUCUUGUUGGCUUGUGUUCAAGUAAAACCUUGUGGAAUACCAGUUGAGAUUAUCAACAGAGUGACUGUCCUGUCCUGUCCCAAUGAGAUCUACUAUAUGUAUAUGUAUAGAUAUGAUAUUGUUACAGUGGGACUCUACUGUAUUAUAAGUGCAGCCGAACUAUAGCAGUAAGAGUGUCGCAGUCGGAUUGUCACAGUAGGCACAUAGCAGUUAGGUUAUUUUUGCAGUGGGAUUAAUAUAGAAGGAUCAUGCAGUGAAAGUAAUAUACUCAUAGCAGUCAGUCUAUUUCAUUAAAAAUUGUGGCUUUGGGACUUCUGUAGUACGUUUAAUGCGUUUGGACUAUCACAGUAUUGGUGUAGUAGACAGAGUACCUUUAAUCAUGAUUCGUAUACAGCAGUGUAGUUAAGGUAGUUUUCUGCAGUAUUUUUUCAGAAAUGUAAAACUACUGCAGGGAAUUAUCACUACUAUGGUACUAUAGCUGUUAUAGCUUUCGUAAUAAGGUUGUCAAAAUAAAUCGUUAAAUAAAAGUGCAAAGUUUGUGUAAUACUGUACCAAAAGACCCACCAAAGUGCAGUAAUGUUUCCGCACUAACAUCAACACCAGACUAAGAGAAGACAUUUGUAUAACUAUUCUCUUGUUUGUUAUAAGACACAUGUUUUUGACCUUUCCGUAAUUAUA